Molecule: messenger RNA, 1020 nt
Organism: Capronia epimyces CBS 606.96
Lineage: Eukaryota; Fungi; Ascomycota; Eurotiomycetes; Chaetothyriales; Herpotrichiellaceae
Exons: 2
Coding region: 1-1020 (339 amino acids)
Molecular function (GO): protein binding
Source: RefSeq, a predicted model, not a curated record
AUGGAUAUCCCUCAUCGAGACUUCGCCCACUCGCACCCGUUCCAGUUCCUCGUGGGCCCUGAAAAGCGAUCCAUCUACAUCCAUUCUGGGUUGGUCCAACAGCAUUCGCAGACCCUCGAUACACUUGUGAGGGGUGGGAUGGUCGAGGCAAAUGAACAAUGCGCAACCCUUGAAGACAUUGACGAAGAAACUUUCAUUCGUUUCGUCGAAUUCGCAUACACCGGUGACUAUUUGGUGCCAGCCCCCAAGUUAGUGGUGUCUCUCUCAGCGGACGAUGGCCAGGGUCAAUCUUUUGAGGGUUACGCUGGACGGGAUCUUUCACACAGGGCAAGCGUGGGGUCUCUCACAGCGGACGAUGGCCACGGGCAAUCUUUUGAGGGUUACGAUCCCUGGAAUCCUCCAAAGAGGGCGUUAAAAAAGAAGGCAAUAGUGAAAAAGCGACAGAAUCUGUGGGUCAAUUACGACAAUGGGGAACCUGAACCAGCAGAAGGCCGUCCGCCGAAGCCGCCACCUGAAGAAGUCGAGUUCAUGGCGCAGCACCCAGGGAUCUGGUGGCAACUACCACGGGAGUCCAAAGCGUGGCGUGAGUUCAAGCGCAAAGUACAAGUACGACAGACGCCGGCGUGGGAACCCCGCGCAAACGUGCAUCCCGACGAGGACUACGGGCCCGUUUUCCUCUCUCAUGCCAGCCUCUACGUCUUCUCUGAUAGAUACAGCAUACAAGCCCUGCGGGAACUGGUGCUGCAGAAGCUUCGACUGACGCUGUCCAGGUUCACCUUGUUUCCAGAACGGACGGGUGAUGUUGUCGAGUUGCUGAAAUACGCCUAUGCAUCCACGGGGGAUCAUGACCACGGCAUCGACAAGCUUCGGGACCUGGUAACCGACUAUAUCACAUGUGAAAUCCGGACGAUUGGCACCAACCCUGGCUUUUUGGAGUAUCUGAAAGAGGAGGGUUUUGCAGCAAGUGACCUCAUGGCCAAGCUGGUGGCACAACUGGAUUCCCCUUCAGAGGAUAGGUGA